GGAAAUGGAGCUGGAAUGUAUUUAGAUAAUUAUUUUCUGCCUCUCUUCUCCAACCCUCCUUCAGAAGAAUCUGCUGUAUCUGGGAUCUUGCUUCACUUCCUGCCAAGCUCUUGGGCACUGUUACUGCGUCGCGUCCUGCUAAACAGCUGUGGAAUUCAGUGUCGUGUCGUUCUGCCUGUGUCCGUUGAGGAGUAUCAAGUGGGGCAGCUGUACUCUGUGGCAGAAGCCAGCAAAAAUGAAACUGGUGGAGGUGAAGGAGUAGAAGUUCUUGUGAAUGAACCCUAUGAGAGAGAUGGAGAAUGUGGCCAGUACACACACAAGAUCUACCACUUGCAGAGCAAAGUACCAUCGUUUGUGAGAAUGUUGGCCCCCGAGGGAGCCCUCAAUAUCCACGAGAAGGCGUGGAAUGCGUACCCUUACUGCAGGACUGUUAUUACAAACGAGUACAUGAAAGAUGACUUCCUUAUCAAAAUUGAAACCUGGCACAAACCAGACCUUGGCACACAGGAGAAUGUUCACAAACUGGAGCCGGAUGUAUGGAAGAAUGUAGAAGCAAUUUAUAUAGACAUAGCAGAUCGGAGUCAAGUGCUUCCCAAGGAUUACAAACCAGAAGAAGAUCCAGCAAAAUUUAAAUCUGUUAAGACUGGACGUGGACCUCUAGGCACCAACUGGAAGAAGGAGCUGGGGAAGCAGACAGAAUGUCCCUAUAUGUGUGCUUACAAACUGGUAACAGUGAAAUUCAAGUGGUGGGGUCUGCAAAACAAAGUUGAGAACUUCAUACAGAAGCAAGAGAAGCGUCUUUUUACAAAUUUCCAUCGGCAGCUGUUCUGCUGGCUUGAUAAGUGGGUUGAUCUGACAAUGGAGGACAUUCGCAGAAUGGAAGAGGAAACCAAGACACAGCUGGAUGAGAUGAGAGAAAAGGAUCCUGUAAAAGGAAUGUCAGCUGCAGAUGACUAAUGUGGCUUCCUCCUUGUGCACU
Alligator sinensis (Chinese alligator) is the source of this 979-nucleotide messenger RNA. RefSeq names its product phosphatidylinositol transfer protein alpha (gene PITPNA). The record is from RefSeq and is a predicted model, not a curated record. The transcript is spliced from 11 exons. NCBI's taxonomy places the organism in Eukaryota, Metazoa, Chordata, Crocodylia, Alligatoridae. Bases 16 to 957 code for a protein of 313 amino acids. Gene Ontology annotation, cellular component: cytoplasm. Gene Ontology annotation, molecular function: phosphatidylinositol transfer activity; phosphatidylinositol binding; phosphatidylcholine intramembrane carrier activity. Gene Ontology annotation, biological process: phospholipid transport.